AUGGGUAAAAAGAAACGAGAGGAUAAUACAACGACAACAUCAUCAUCAUCUUCUACUCGUGAACAAGAUGAAACAUUCAAAUAUCUAACCAAAACAUUCAAUCGUAAAGAUGGACCUAUUCCGGCAAUGUGCGAUAUUACUCGACCACAUGUUGAUUCAUUUAAUUGGAUGCUUAAAGAAGGUUUAAUGAAAGCCGCUGGUGCUAUCUUACCAUUAGAAUUUGAAACAAAUACAAAAUUACGAGUUAAAUUAAAAUUCAUUAGUUUAGAAAUUGCUCGACCUAAAGCAAAAGUUAUUGCUGGUGCUAAUCGACACAGUCAUUAUGUUUAUCCUGCUGAAGCUCGUAUGGGUAAAAGUACUUAUUCAGGAACAUUACAUGCUCGUAUUAAUGCCGAAGUUUUUGAUCAAAAUGCUAAAUUAAUUGGACGUGAAUCCUAUGAUCGAAAUCUUGGUUCAAUACCUGUUAUGGUUCGAAGUGAUGCAUGUAAUUUAGUAAAUAUGAAUACAGCAGAAUUAUGUUCAAAAUAUGAAGAACCAAAUGAAAAUGGUGGUUAUUUUAUAGUUAAAGGAUAUGAACGUAUUUUACGUUUAUUAACAAUGACAAGAAGAAAUUAUCCAAUAGCAAUGUCUCGUGGACGAUGGCGUCAACGUGGUCCAGGAUUUACAGAUUGUGGUCUUCAAAUUCGAUGUUUAUCAGAUGAUCAACGUGGCAUUGAAAAUACACUUCAUUAUUUGGAUACUGGUGCUAUAACAUUAGCUUUUAUGUUUCGUAAAGAAAUGUAUUUUAUUCCUGUUAUUAUGAUACUUAAAAUGUUAGCUGAUGAUAAUACAUCUGAUAGAGAAAUUCAUGCAAAUUUAAUGCGUGGUACUUAUAAAAAUAAUAGUGCAUUUGACAGUAAUAUUAAAUAUAUGCUUCGACAAUUACAAAAAACGUUUUGGUGUGAAAAACCAUUGAUAACACGUCAAUCCAUAAUUGAUUAUGUUGGUUCACAUUUUCGUACACGCCUUCAACGACCACCAUGGCAUACAAAUGCUGAUGUUGCUCGCUAUUUACUUGAUAAUUAUAUAUUAAUACAUCUAAAAAAUGAUAAAGCAAAAUUUAAUAUGUUAAUAUUUAUGAUACGUAAACUUUUUUCAUAUGUACGUGAUGAAUGUAAAGCUGAAGAUCAAGAUGCACCAUCUAUGCAUGAAAUACUUUUACCUGGACAUGUUUAUUUAGCAUUACUUUCAGAACGAUUAGAAACAUGGUUAUUAUCAUUACGUGAAACAUUUUUAAAAUUAAAUAAAAGUAAUAAAACAUCGAAUGAUGCAUCGAUAACUACAAAACUUCGAGUAGCAAUGGAUACAAUUGAUAAGGAACAGAUAGCAAAAGCUUUUGAACAUUUUCUAGCUACGGGUAAUCUUAAUUCAAAAACAAAUCUUGGUUUAAGACAGACAAGUGGUUUUUCAAUUAUUGCUGAACGUUUAAAUAUUCUUCGAUUUAUAUCACAUUUUCGUUCUGUUCAUCGUGGUGAUGCAUUUACGGAAACAAAAACAACAUCAGUUAGAAAAUUACUUCCUGAAGCAUGGGGUUUUCUAUGUGCUGUUCAUACACCUGAUGGUUCUCUAUGUGGUUUACUGAAUCAUCUAUGUAUGACAUGUCAAGUAACACAGGAAACAGCAACGAAUGCAUCAUUAGAUGCUCUUGUUGAUACAUUACUUUCAUAUGGUAUGCGACGAAUACCACCACUUGAUAUUGAUUGUUAUGAUGUUAUUCUUGAUGGACAAAUUGUUGGAUUUAUUGAUGAUACUCGAGCAUCCUUAGUUGCAGCACAACUUCGUUUUGAUAAAGCAACAGGAAAUCGUCGUCGUUCUGGAAUAUCAGAACAUUUAGAAAUUGUUUUAAUUCCAAAAGAAACUCAUGGUUUAUAUACACUCUAUCCAGGUUUAUUUCUUUUUUCAACACCAGCUCGAUUGAUUCGACCAGUAAUGAAUUUAAUAACAAAAACAACUGAAUAUAUUGGUACAUUUGAACAAGUUUAUCUUGGUAUUUGUAUAACUCAUGAUGAAUUCGUACCAGGACAUACAACUCAUCAAGAAUUAACACAAUAUAAUUUUCUAUCUAUAACAGCUAGUUUAACACCAUUUAGUGAAUAUAAUCAAUCACCACGUAAUAUGUACCAAUGUCAGAUGGGUAAACAAACAAUGGGUACACCUACAUUAGCAUAUAGAAAACGAAAUGAUAAUAAAUUAUAUUAUAUUACAACACCACAAGCUCCAUUAAUACGAACACGUGUUUAUAAUCAAUUUGCACUUGAUGAUUAUGCAAUGGGUACAAAUGCAAUUGUUGCUGUACUUUCUUACACAGGAUAUGAUAUGGAAGAUGCUAUGGUUAUAAAUAAAAGUUCUGUUGAACGAGGUUUUGCUCAUGGUGCUAUAUAUUCAUCUGAACUGAUUGAUCUACAAGAAUUAGUGACUGAUAAAAUUGAUCAAGGAAAACAUCCACUUGUUUUUUCGUUAGAUACAAAAAAUCCUAAUUGGCGUCAUUUAGAUCUCGAUGGUUUACCUGUUAUUGGUUCAACUGUUCAACCAGAUGAAGUUCUUUGUUGUUAUUUAAAUACAUUAACACAAGAAUAUAAAACAAUAAAAUAUCAUAAAAAAGAACCAGCACAUAUCAUGUCAGUUACACUCGUUGGUGAUGAAGAUGCAAAAUUACCUAAAUCAAAAGCAUGGAUUAUGUAUCGUAUUAUGCGUACACCUAUCAUUGGUGAUAAAUUUUCAUCACGCCAUGGUCAAAAAGGUGUUUGUUCACGUUUAUAUCCAACGGAAGAUUUACCAUUUACUGAAUCUGGUCUUGUACCUGAUAUUAUAUUUAAUCCACAUGGUUUUCCAUCUCGUAUGACAAUUGGUAUGUUAUUAGAAUUUAUGGCAGGAAAAUCAGCUGUACUACAUGGUUUAUCACAUGAUGGUACACCAUUUCAAUUUAAUGAUGAUUAUCCAGCUGUUGAUUAUUAUGGAAAAUUAUUAAAAGCUGCUGGAUUUAGUUAUUAUGGGACAGAAUCUAUGUAUAGUGGUACAACUGGUCUUCAAUUUGAAGUUGAUAUAUUUAUUGGUGUUGUUUAUUAUCAACGUCUUCGACAUUUAGUUAGUGAUAAAUUUCAAGUUCGUACAACUGGUCCAGUUGAUGCAUUAACUAAUCAACCAGUUAAAGGUCGUCGUCGUGAAGGUGGUAUACGUGUUGGAGAAAUGGAACGUGAUGCAUUGCUUGGUCAUGGUGUUGCUGGUAUUCUUCUUGAUCGUCUUCUUCAUUGUUCAGAUGAAACACGUGCAUAUAUAUGCACACGUUGUGGUUCAUUAUUAUCAUUAGUUAAAACCAAAAUUGGUUAUGUUUGUCGAUAUUGUUGUGGUUCAUCAUCAAAUACUGUACAACGUGUUACUAUACCAUAUGUAUUACAGUAUCUUACUGCUGAACUUGCUUCUGUUGGUAUUAAAACACAUUUUGAUACACAAUCCGUUGUACGAAAUUUUGUUUUGUCUUCUCAGUGA
Adineta steineri is the source of this 3525-nucleotide messenger RNA. The record is from the annotation of a GenBank genome assembly. NCBI's taxonomy places the organism in Eukaryota, Metazoa, Rotifera, Eurotatoria, Adinetida, Adinetidae.